Hypomesus transpacificus is the source of this 3143-nucleotide messenger RNA. RefSeq names its product RAS and EF-hand domain containing (gene rasef). The transcript is spliced from 18 exons. The coding region runs from base 329 to 2866 and encodes 845 amino acids. Gene Ontology annotation, molecular function: GTPase activity; calcium ion binding; GTP binding. NCBI's taxonomy places the organism in Eukaryota, Metazoa, Chordata, Actinopteri, Osmeriformes, Osmeridae. The record is from RefSeq and is a predicted model, not a curated record.
CGACGCCCGGACAUUGGUGAUACUCUUUAUGUCCACGUCGCGACUUGGUGACUCUUAUGUGUUAUGUGAGCAAAGGGACGGUAACAGAAGCAUAACACCGGACGCAGGACACCAGACCGGGAGAAGACACUACCUUAUGAACUUUUUCGUAUCCUGAGGACAUUACACCUGGAAAAUCCAGCACUCCGAGCUACAAUAACCUACUUCUUUUUUCGCGGUGUUGACGGUUGAUCCGAUUGUUUUGGCCUGCCCUCGGCGCAUUCUGGUGGUUUCUCUGCAGUUUGCGUCGGGGGUCUGGCUCGUGGGGUUUUCCUGAACUCCGGAAAGUAUGUCGCUACCGGACACGAGUACCGACCGUCGAGACAGACUGUGCGAGCUCUUUCACGCCUAUGAUGUGGAUAAUUCGGGGCGGAUUGAAAAAAGGGACUUUAAGAAAAUCUGCUCAGAUCUCGGAGUCUCGACGCCCGAGUCCAAACACAUCUUUUCACAACUGGACACCGACAGAGACGGUACCAUUAACUUGGAAGAGUUUAUCCGUGGGUUUUACGGCAUCUGCGAGAGUGAAUACAGCGGGAACAUGGACAGCGAAAGUUUGGAUGUUUCGUCUUUGGCGUGGGAGGACUUUCAGACACGAAUGGGUGAUCAAGCGAAAUUUAUACCCAGGGCGGAGCAAGCGGCUACACUGUACCAGAACAUCCGUGUGACGGAGCCCAGGCUGGUGCUACAGUACGAAAGGGUGAUCAUGACCUUCACUAGGGAGAUCAGACAGCACAACACGGAGAUGGAGAACCUGGCUCUGGCCGUCAAACGGGCUCAGGAUCAGGCAGCUAUGCAGCUCAGUGAGAUGGAGGAGGAGAUGGACCACCGCAUCCACGCUGCCGAGAACAGCACACGCACACAGGCGGCCCAGCGUACAGAGGCAGCCCUGGCUGAGGUGAGGAGGGAGUACGAGGCAGAAGUCUGUGAGCUGCAGCUUAAGAUCCAGAGGAUGCAGGUUAUAGAGAAGCAGUUCAACAACAUCAAUAUGAAGGAUGAGAACUUAACUCUGAAGAGGAAGAUAAACGAGCUGACCCUGGAGAACCAGCGGUUAAAGCAGGAGUUGUUGCAGUCCCACACCAAUAUCGCCUGCCUUAAGAGCGAGCUGGACUCACUGAAGAACGAACUGACCGACCACAGCAUCAACAGCGAACGGGACGAGGCGCUGAUGACAGUGUUCUCUGAGGAGAGGGACAAUCUGGAGAGACAGAUCGAAAUCCUGCAGACAGCUAACAGGAAGCUCCAUGACAGUAACGAUGGCUUGAGAACCGCCCUGGAGAACAGCGCCAGCAAAAGCAACAAGCGUGGCAGCAGCGUCUCUCCUGCUGGGACGAUGAGCAAGAGCAAAAGCAUCUGUUACUCCUCCCCCUUGGACAGAUACUGCUGGACCUGGGGGGGCUGUACAGGGGGGGGCCGGAGGCCCAGCAUCGACACCCUGGCCCUGGCCCUGUGCGACCCCAUGAGGCGGGGCAGCUGUGACUUUGAGGUGGACAGCCUCCCGGAGAGCUGCCUGGACAGCGGCCUCUCCACCCUGCGAGGCUCGCACGCCGGCUACGACUCGGAGCCCGAGGUCAAAGGGCACGAGGAGGAGGAGCGGAGGGGCGUGGCCGAGGAAACUGACACCGUUGUGGGGGAGAACUCAGAUGUGGAGACAGGGGACAUGCAGGAUGUGAUGACUUUGGGGUCUGACUGUGAGUCGGUUCUGGACCAGAAUUUCUCUGAGCCGCUCAGCAGAAGCAGCUCUAGGGCCUCCAACACCCGCAAGAAGGCCCUCCUCGCCAUCUCUACUGAGGAGAAGACGAAGGACUCGUCUGGCCUGGGCUACAUGACGUCAGAGAAGGCGUACCGCAUCGUGUUGGCCGGCGACGCGGCGGUGGGAAAGUCCAGCUUCCUGCUCCGCCUCUGCAAGAACGAGUUCCGUCAGCACAGCAGCGCCACCCUGGGGGUGGACUUCCAGAUGAAGACGCUGGUGGUCGAUGGAGAGCCCACUCUGCUCCAGCUGUGGGACACCGCAGGACAGGAGAGGUUCCGCAGCAUUGCCAAGUCGUACUUCCGGCGCGCCGACGGAGUCCUGCUCCUCUACGACGUCACCUGCGAGAAGAGCUUCCUGAACGUGCGGGAGUGGGUGGACAUGAUCGAGGAUGUGGCACAGGAUGACAUUCCCAUCAUGCUAGUGGGGAACAAGUGUGACUGUCGUGCUCCUGCCCUUCAGAAAGGCCUCACCUGUAUUCCCACCAGCUACGGAGAGAAGCUGGCCAUGACAUACAACGCUCUGUUCUGUGAGACCAGCGCUAAAGACGGCUCCAACGUCAUCGAGGCAGUGCUGCACCUGGCCAGAGAGGUCACCAAGCAGGGUCAUGGAGAUGACCUUCAGAGGAGUCAGUGGCUCCUCUCUCCAAAGCUCCACCCAAGAAAAUGCCAAACCUCAUCUGCUGCACAUGAUACGCACACCCCAACCAGGAUACAACCAUCUUACAACCACCUCGCAACCACAACCACAACCACCCCACAACCCCAACCACCCCGCAACCACAACCACCGCACAACCUCAACCACAACCACCCCACAACUACAACCAACCCGCAACCACAACCACCCCACAACCACAACCACCCCAACCAAGAUACAACCAAUAUAUCUCAUGUCUACGGGAUUGGACUGUAAAACGAACCGAGCUGAUCUUAGAUCAGAGACGGCAUGUGAUCGUAGACCUUCAUGUGUCUGCAUGAGUCCUAAGAGAGCCCAGGGGGAAGAGUGUAGGAACACAGAUACUGGAUCAAAUCAUAACGUGCUCAGCUGUACAGAACAGAAGCAGAAACGUUCAAAAUAGUUAAAAAUAGUGAGACGAAAGUUGUUAGGUACUUAAAAUUAUUAGUAUUGUGAAAAUAGUAUGUGCAUAAUUGUUCCGUCGUACGUGUGUUUGAAUGUUUACAGGUGAUAAUGAAGAGGAAAAAUCUCAAAGAUAGCAUGGUUUAUCAUGUGUUAAUCUGGGUGACAACCUUUCGUGUAUGUGGGGUGAAUGUGGAUGUUUGCGUACGUUUUAGAAAUAGCUUUUCUGUUGUGUAACGUAUUCCCGGAAUAUGAAGAAUAAAGAAAGAGAUUUUCAA